This is a messenger RNA of Mus caroli (Ryukyu mouse), 3798 nucleotides long. The record is from RefSeq and is a predicted model, not a curated record. Lineage: Eukaryota; Metazoa; Chordata; Mammalia; Rodentia; Muridae.
UGCUGCGGGCCAAGGAAGAGAGCCUCGCGCCCGCGCCGCGACCUGGAGAAGUGGAGGAUGGUGGAAGGGAAGGUGGCCCGUCGCUGGCGGACACAGCUCAGGGGAGCUUUUGUUUAGGAGAGAAUGCUGAGGGCUCGCUGCACCCGGCGGCUCAUUGGCUGCGAAAUGCGAAUGUGGGUUCCCCACGCGCGGACUGCGCCCCAAGUCUUGCGCGGGGCCCCGGAUUCCCCACUCCCAAGUUGUGCGGUCGCAACAGGGAAGUGGUGUGGCCGCCAUUGUCGCAGCUGCUCCGGAAUAAGGAGGCGGCUGCGGCUGCUUAUCUGUUGGCUAUGUGUGUUCCUGCAGCCUUCGGAUAUUCAGACAAACAUGCACCUAGAUGUCUAUAGGUCCUAAAGGAAAAUGGGCACCCAACAGGAAGUGGUGCAGAUCUGGCUUGCCCCUGAUCAGCCUGAGUCUGAUCUGAAGAUUUUGGUGUUUAAGGCAUUAAGAACAUAGCCUGAAUUGUUCAUGGAGUUUUUCAUCAGUAUGUCUGAAACCAUAAAAUAUAAUGACGAUGAUCAUAAAACGCUGUUUCUGAAAACACUGAACGAACAGCGCCUGGAGGGAGAAUUCUGCGACAUCGCCAUCGUGGUUGAAGACGUAAAGUUCCGAGCCCACCGGUGUGUCCUCGCCGCCUGCAGCACGUACUUUAAGAAGCUUUUCAAGAAGCUGGAAGUGGACAGCUCGUCCGUCAUAGAGAUAGAUUUCCUCCGCUCCGACAUAUUUGAAGAGGUGCUGAACUACAUGUACACCGCAAAGAUUUCCGUGAAAAAGGAGGACGUCAACUUGAUGAUGUCGUCCGGGCAGAUUCUCGGUAUCCGGUUUUUGGAUAAACUGUGUUCUCAGAAGCGUGAUGUGUCUAGUCCGGAUGAAAGUAACGGCCAGUCGAAGAGUAAGUAUUGCCUCAAACUAAACCGCCCCAUCGGAGACGCUGCUGAUGCUCAGGACGAUGAUGUGGAAGAAAUCGGGGACCAAGAUGACAGCCCUUCUGAUGACACGGUAGAGGGCACUCCCCCGAGUCAAGAGGACGGCAAGUCUCCCACAACCACUCUCAGGGUUCAGGAAGCAAUUUUGAAAGAGCUGGGGAGUGAGGAAGUUCGGAAAGUGAACUGCUACGGCCAGGAAGUGGAGUCCAUGGAGACUCCCGAAUCCAAAGAUCUGGGGUCUCAGACCCCUCAGGCCUUAACCUUUAAUGACGGGAUGAGCGAAGUAAAAGAUGAACAGACUCCGGGCUGGACCACGGCCGCCAGCGACAUGAAGUUCGAGUACUUGCUCUACGGUCACCAUCGAGAGCAGAUCGCCUGCCAAGCGUGUGGGAAGACGUUCUCUGAUGAAGGCCGGCUGAGGAAGCAUGAGAAGCUCCACACCGCUGACAGGCCGUUUGUCUGUGAGAUGUGCACAAAAGGUUUCACCACCCAGGCCCACCUGAAAGAACACCUAAAAAUCCAUACAGGGUACAAACCCUACAGCUGCGAGGUGUGCGGAAAGUCGUUCAUCCGCGCCCCAGACCUGAAGAAGCACGAGAGGGUUCACAGCAACGAAAGACCGUUCGCGUGUCACAUGUGUGACAAAGCCUUCAAACACAAGUCUCACCUCAAGGACCACGAGAGAAGACACAGAGGGGAAAAGCCUUUUGUGUGCGGCUCUUGCACCAAGGCCUUCGCCAAGGCCUCAGACCUGAAGAGGCAUGAGAACAAUAUGCACAGUGAGAGGAAACAGGUCACCCCCAGUGCCAUCCAGAGCGAGACAGAACAGUUGCAGGCCGCAGCCAUGGCCGCUGAGGCCGAGCAGCAGCUGGAGACAAUUGCCUGUAGCUAGAGGUGAUGGGUUAGGAACACUGGGCCUGGGAGGUGGAUGCUAAGGUUGCAUUGGCUGUAGUCAGUGAACACCUUUGACCACUUUGUGGCAAUUUACAGCGUUGUGCUGGCUGGACCUAAGACAGUGCGCACUCCGGUUAGGUGAUUCUCAAGUUUCUCAAGGCAGUCAUGUUCCUACGUUCUGACCAAACAGUUUUUUUUUUUCUUUUUUUAUCUUUUGGUUUGUGUGUGUGUGUGUGUGUGUGUGUGAUGUCUAGUAUUCAUAUAUCCAUAUUCCCAGGAAGCUCCCCUACCCUUCUUUAUGGUUUUAAUUUGAAAUCUCCUUUGUCUGGUUUAAAAUGAGUGGCUUCUGUUUCAUUCUUAAUCCCUCAACUCUUGCCAAGCUGGUGAGUACACUGCACGGAGUCAUUGAAUAAAUUGAUUUCCUAGUCCCAGUAUAUGUGACUUAUGUCAAAACAGCAGUUUUAAUAACUGGAUACAAGACCUUCAUAUGGAUGAUGAAAAUGUUGGCACGCGCUGACCCAGAACACUGCAGAAGUACAAAACCAAAUUUGGAAAAAUGGAAUGGUGUUAGUUUUAUAUUUGGUUUGUGAUUUUUAUAUCUCUCUCUCUCUCUCUCUCUAUAUAUAUAUAUAUAUAUAUAUAUAUAUAUAUCAUUGUUUCUCACUGUUCCUGUGGACAAAUAAUGGUUGCUUUGCUGAAGUGUUCCUUCAUCCAUUGCAAUGGCCCCUGUACCCACCCCAAAUGCUGCAGGUCAUGUAUACCUCAGGAUGAGUGAGACCACCAGGAUGCUGGUGGUGUUGGGACUCAGUUUCCCUUUCGUCCAGUGUGGCCAUUCUGUCUGUGUGUGUCCGUGCAAUGGACCAGUAUCGACAGGAGGAGAAGAGUCUGAGACAAGGUUUUCACAGAUACAAAAAAACCCCUAAGGUUUCCUAGGUCUUCAAAUUGUGACUGAUUUCAGAAAUGGUUUUGUAUUUCAGAUCAGAAUUAGGACAAGCAACAGAAAUGUUUCUUCAAAUGCGUUUUUGUAGUUUACAGAUCGUCAAGCUUGGGGGUCUCUGCAUCUCUGCAGCACUCAGUUUCCCAUGGAGGAGAUGCUUUACUUAAAUAAGUCUGAAAUCCUUUAAGUGUGUAAAUAGUAGUGUUGGUCUUAUGUAUUUCGAGAAAAGGGACAGCUGCAUUUUUUUUUCUUUCCUUGUUAUUUUUUUAUACAGUGGAUUAAAGUACCUUUCAUUGGCAACAAAUAUCAGACCCCUUUAACCAAUAUUAAAGACUGUCAGACCAAAUGUUUAUGUUUUCCAAAUAUGUCUCAUCACUGGUUGCAGUUUUCAAUAGAAGCUGAUUGCCCUGUCAUAGCCAUAAAUGGGAAUUAUGAACUUUGUUUCAGAUUGGGUGUACUAAGCGCUCCUUUGACUAUUUCCUUAAGGAUAGAUUGAAAUGCCCACAGAGUUUGAAUUAUGUUCUGUAGGAAAGUGUAGACAGUUGUUUUAGGAUGUGUACAGUUGUAGAAGGUGCCAACUUUAAAAGUUCAUGUUUGGUUCUUAAGGUUUUCUUUAAAAAAAAAAAUGCAUUAAAGUAAUUUCAUGACAUGGCCUGCUGUACUAACAUCUGUUAUUACUGUUGUGAGAAAAUUUUUUAUUUUUAAAACCGGUGUACAUGUUGUGCCAGAGAUUGUAGGAUGGAGAGGAGGCUACCUUUAAAUUUUUUCUUUAUUUAUCGUUAAAAUGUUUCAGCUUAAAUCUUUCCUGAGUGUUGGGUUUUUUUUCUGUUUUGAAGGCAAUCCCGUCAGUUCGUCUGUGCUGUUAGUAGGAGGGGCCGGACUGGUGAUCCUAGGCUGUGUUAACCAAAGCAAAUGUGAAAUCAGCUGGCAUCCUGUUGAUAACUACUUCAACAAACCAUACUUUGGGCCUUUGUUUUUGUAUAUAAAGAUAAUGAUACACUC